Messenger RNA from Drosophila subobscura, 1451 nucleotides. Its product is annotated as cytochrome b5-related protein. The transcript has 5 exons. Gene Ontology annotation, biological process: lipid metabolic process. Bases 84 to 1409 code for a protein of 441 amino acids. Lineage: Eukaryota; Metazoa; Arthropoda; Insecta; Diptera; Drosophilidae. The record is from RefSeq and is a predicted model, not a curated record. Gene Ontology annotation, cellular component: mitochondrion.
GAAACAGACUGCUGCCGGGUGCUCUGAAUAGAAGACCGACGGACCGGUUUCCAUUAGAAAUCGAUUAACUUUCUGGUCAUAGAAUGACACCCAAUAUCGAGGAGGAUGCCUGGCGGGUGUCCGGUAUAUCAGAGACCUAUCCGAGCUAUCGCCAGCAUCCACUUGUCUCAGCUGAGAGCUGGCUGAAGGGAAAACAUUUGGAUGAUGGGGCCGAAGGUCUCUGGCGCAUUAACGAUAAGCUGUACGACUUGAGCGACUUUGCCAAGCGGCAUCCGGGUGGGGCAUACUGGAUCGAGUGCACCCGCGGCACCGACAUCACCGAGCCCUUCGAGUCGCAUCACAUUGAGGACCGAGCCCGACACAUGCUCAGCAAAUUUGAAGUGCGAGAGGCAAUUCAACCGAGGAACUACAAGUUUACUCUCGAUCAGAAUGGUUUCUACAUGACCCUAAAGCGGAGAGUAAGAGAGAAACUUCGGAAGAUUAAUUACAGUCCCACCAAGAAGACAGAUCUUUACCAUUCGGGCAUCCUGGCCUCUGUCUUUAUACUCAGCUGGAUAGGCACAGCCUACAACUCUUUCCUCGUCAAGGCCCUGGCUGGCUUGACCCUCUGCUAUCUGGCAAAUUCUGCGCACAAUUACUUUCAUCAGCGCGACAACUGGCGGAUGUACACCUUCAAUCUGACGCUGAUGAAUUUCAGGAACUGGCGUGUCUCGCAUGCCUUGUCCCAUCACGUGUAUCCGAACUCCUUGCACGAUCUGGAGCUAUCGAUGUUUGAGCCAUUUCUGUGCUGGGUUCCCAGUCCACAUUAUGCCGGUCGUGUAAAGCGCUGGAUAUCCGUUGUGAUUUCUCCGAUCUUUUAUGUGUUCUCCUUCUCUGUGGCUUUUCUGCAGCGUGUGGUUGCCUCUCUGUCUAAGGAGAACCUCAUGUACUGGGAUGAUCUAAUUCCCAUCACUCUGCCACUCUUCCUUUAUCUCACCACUGGCGUGGGUCUGAGUGCUGCUCUAUGGAGCUGGUUGCACGUUCUCGCCGUGGGAGCAUUUUUCUUCGGUUUUAUUGGACUGACUGCAGCCCAUCAUGAUCCCCGCAUACUGCACGAUGGCGAUGCCCAGCGCAAGGACCGAGACUGGGGCCUCUAUCAGCUGGAUACGAUUAUCGAUCGGCGAGACGUGAAGUGGUCGCACCUCUUGGUGCUCACCCACUUCGGGGAUCAUGCGCUGCACCAUCUCUUCCCCACGCUGGACCAUGGCGUGCUCAGGCAUCUGUACCCGGAGCUGAAUCAAACGAUGCAGGAAUUUGACGGCGAGUUAAGGGAGAUGAACCACUGGGGUCACAUCAAGGGGCAGACUCAGCAACUGCUGCGCAUGGAGGCGAAUCCUGUGCCGCCCGGCAGCAGUAAAAAGUUAAAUUAAUUUUGGGUGUCAUAUGGAUAGACCACAAGUGUUCAUUCAGUU